CUUCUGGGACUCCUGCUGCUGGUCGCCCUCCCGGAGCACUGCCAGGCCGACCCGGCAACAGACGAUCUACAGAGACAUGUCACCCCAACCCCACAGCCAUUGCCUCACCCGAAGUUGUUAUCGAUUUCACCAACAUGGCCUUUCUCAGAAGUCAAGUCUUCCUCGGCAGUGGACAGGACCAAGGGUGUCCUGGGACCCAGCCCUGACAACACAAGCUUGUUCCAGUUCGCCCGAUCACCUCCGCCCAAGGCUUCCCGCAGGACCAGGGCUCCCCUGGAUGCCACUUCUUCCCUGUACCCAGGAAGCGGACAUAGCGCCUCCUUCGAGCCUUCCAAGGAUCCCACCAAGUCCCUGGUCCACCCAAGACCUCCAGGGGGAAGAGAAGCAGCCGAGGAGUCAGGUUUGCCUCACACCAGCAUGCUCUCCCCAUUGUCCAUAGACCCAUCUGUGACAUCCUUGAGUACCGUCCUUCCAUCUCAGCCCACACCAGUAGGAGCUCCCUCCAUGGCAAAACCAAGCAUGAUUCCAUCUCUCCCCGCACCUUCAUCCUCUUCAUUGGCUCCCGACGCAUCUCAUUCCAUCAAGACAGCAGAGCCACCCACCCAAGUGCCUUUAUCCCCUCAGACAGCUCUAGCCGACUCUCACUCAAGUAAGAGCGUAGCUAGCGCCCUCAGCCCGCCUGCUCAUGAAAGGAAGCAUAUUCCAUCCGCACACACACCGGCUUUGAUAGGCCUCCCUCCUUUAGGAUUUUUUGGAUCCUCAACAGAGCAAUAUUCUGAGCCCUCCCCAACUGAGAGCAUCCCCUCAGCAGGCUCACCCACCCCUGGGUUUGGGAGCCCCAUGGCAGAACUGGCCCAUCUGUCUUCCCCUGCCCUAGCACCCGGAAGUCUUCUCUGGCAUCCAGGUGGGACCACGCCUUCGGCAAAGUUGGAAGUAGCAUCCACGCAGUCGACCCAAGCUGGAGUGGCUAAAGGAGCGAGCAGUGGGGUGCCUUGGCCGACUUUUAAGAGCACAGCGGCGGCCCUUGUGGCUGAGCCUUCGCGUUUCCAGACCACAGAAUCAGUGACAGGAGAAAGGGCCGGCAGAAAGCUUGCCCCUACCCCUGUCAAUGACUCUGCUCACCCGCCGCAUUUGUCAGCAGCUCCAGAGCGUUUUGGAGAGCCGGCCCUUUCAGCUGAGCACGCCUCUUCCUCUCUGGUGCCAUCUCUGCGUUCCACCACCAGUCACGGGAAAGCCAGCCCUUCCGCUCCUGCCUCGCCAUCCAAAAGCCCGGCCGACUCUCCCUCCACGUUCGCUAGCAGCCAACCGGCACACAGUCAGGCCUCUCCAUCCGGCGUGCCCCCCACGCCAGCUCUUCAAGAAGAGGGUGAGGGUGGGUCGUCUUCCACUGCAGCAACAGACUUCCUCCCCUCCCGCGAGGCUCCUAAUCUUCCUUCCAUGACCUGGGCAUCUCCCCUGCAGGAAGAGGAGAGCGGGCCAGCUGCCGUCCAGGGAAAUGGACAGCCGGAGAAGACGGUUCUUCUGCACGCCCGUCCAAGUAUAGAGAUCCCAAGUCCUCCACCUCUCAACAGAUCCACUUCCAAUGUGGGCACGGGUCCCAUUUCAUCUACUGUGAUCUCAACCCCAAGAACGAAUCACACACCUUUAGAAUUACUUCCACCUUCCAUCCCACCCAUACGAACCACCCGAGCCCGGUCCCCAUCUGCUCCCAUCUCCAACACCCAGCCAGAGGCUUCCGCAGCUACUAUAGAUGCUUCUGGAUUCCCAGCUUCAGCCUCCAAGCAGGUGGCAGCAUUGGCCUCUUCCGCUGGCAUUUAUGACUCUUCCACAAUGGGCCGCGUGAAAAAGCCCGCUAGCACAGAUGUUUUCUGGAGUUCUUUUUCAGCAGAGAUUGGAUCCCCUGCCACCAAACCUAUGGUAUCUGGCUUGCUACAGCAAGCAAACGGAGAUUUCGGUGGACACACAGCGAACUCUGCGAGCUGGGGAACUCGCUCAUCCUCAACUGCAACUCCCCGUGGUUUAAGUUCAGCUGCCGAUGCACUAAACUCUCAGGAUGUCCAGGAUGCUGCUGGGCCUUCAGCGACGACAGCAGGCUUCAAUGUCCAGGAGUCAGUCCUUGGUACAAGCAUAGACCAGCCUGUACACCAGCCAAACAUUACCAUGGUGGGAAAUGACACAAAUUUCUGGCCUACCCAUAGUAACCACCAUACCAGAGACUUUGAGACAGCGGAGGUUGACAAUUACCCAUCCACAAGCCAACGUGCUGGACUUCAUCCCCACUUACAGCUGUCCGUCCACCCAACGCUUCCUCUUUUGCCAGUUCCAACAAGUCUAACUUCUCCAGCAAAUCUGCAGGAAAUGCUUUCAGAUGGAAUAGAUGGAAGCUCCCCCAUUUCCAGUGGCAUCGCUCCAUCACUUGGGAUGAAUGCUUCCACAUCACACCAGAGCAUCCUGAGGAAUCGCUCGACGGCUCAGUCUACUCCUGUAUCAACCAGUGCCUUAUCUCGGACCCCCUCCAAAGUGCUGCUGGCUUCUCAACGCCCCAAGAAGUGGACAGGGGGCUUCUCCGUGGCAUCUCAGGCAGACCCAGUAGCAGUGUCAGCAGCCACAGUGUUUCUGAGGAAAUCCAGCCCAUCGGCUCUGUCUGCAGCCCUGGUUGCUAAGAGCACCGGAAACAGCCCUUCGGCCGUGGCCGCAGGAUUGGUCAAGGGCAGUUUGACCACUCCUCUAGCAAAAAAUGCCACAAGUAAGGCAGCAUCUGGCCCAAGGGCGACCCCAGGAGCCAUCCACACAGCCUUCCCCUUCACGCCAACCUACAUGUUUGCAAGGACAGCAUACUCCAUGAGCACACAUACAGCCAUGCACGGGAACACGGGCACUGCCGAUGGCCUGUUGUCCACAACACACCUCCCCAGGAAACCACAAGCCAUGCACACAGAACUUCCAAAUCCCACCAACCCAGAGAUGCCCAGAACUUCCACCAUUCGCCCGCUGACAAUCACAGCCGCGUUGGCAUCCGUCACUGCUUCAGUAAAGGCAACCCGGCUCCCACCUCUGCUGGCAGGAAACACAGAUGCUGCCUUUCCCGCGGGGUCCACGGAAGUGGUCACAACUGGUAAAGUGGUGUCCAACCUGGAGUGUCAGAUGUCUAGUAAGCUCCUGGUGAAGUCAGUUCUCUUUCUGACCCAAAGGAGAGUGCAGAGCAGUGAAUUCCUGAAGCUCACCGUGGCCAGAGGGCUCACCCAGGCCUUGCGAAAGGCUUUCCACCGGAGCGACGUCUCUGCUCACGUGGACAUUCUGGAACAUUCUCACAACGUCACCGUUGGUUACUAUGCUACCAAGGGGAGGCUGGUGUACCUCCCUACAGUGGUUGUCGAAAUGCUGGGGGUUUAUGGCAUCAGCAACGUCACCGCUGAUCUGAAGCAACACACCCCAAACUUGCAGUCUGUGGCAGUACUUGCCUCCCCGUGGAAUCCGGAGCCUGCAGGCUACUUCCAGCUAAAAACUGUUCUGCAGUUUGUGAGUCAGCUGGACAACAUUCAGUCCUGCAAGUUUGCCCAGACAAUGGAACAGAGGCUGCAGAAGGCCUUUCAGGAUGCUGAGAGGAAGGUCCUGAAUUCCAGAAGUAAUUUGGCAGUUCAGGUUGUGAGCACGUCCAGCGCCUCCCAGACGGUCACCUUGGUGUACGUGGUGGGCAAUCAGAGCACGUUCCUCAACGGCACUGUGGCCAGCAGCCUCCUCAGCCAGCUCUCCGCUGAGCUGGUGGGAUUCUACCUCACCUACCCGCCGCUCACCAUUGCUGAACCUCUGGAAUACCCCAACCUUGAUAUCUCAGAAACGACCAGAGACUAUUGGGUGAUUACAGUGCUGCAGGGCGUGGAGAACUCCCUGGUGGGCCUGCACAACCAGAGCUUUGCCCGCGUCAUGGAGCAGCGCCUGGCCCAGCUGUUCAUGAUGUCCCAGCAACAGGGCCGGCGGUUUAGACGGGCCACUACCCUGGGAAGCUACACCGUGCAGAUGGUAAAGAUGCAGCGUGUGCCAGGGCCGAAGGAUCCAGCGGAGCUGACUUACUACACCCUGUACAACGGGAAGCCAUUGCUGGGGACCGCAGCAGCCAAGAUCCUGAGCACCAUUGACUCCCAGAGGAUGGCUUUGACCCUACAUCACGUUGUCCUUCUGCAAGCUGACCCUGUGGUGAAGAGCCCACCCAACAACCUGUGGAUCAUUGCCGCGGUGCUGGCGCCCAUCGCCGUGGUCACAGUCAUCAUCAUCAUCAUCACUGCCGUGCUCUGCAGGAAGAACAAGAACGACUUCAAGCCCGACACCAUGAUGAACCUGCCCCAGAGAGCAAAGCCAGUGCAAGGCUUUGAUUAUGCCAAGCAGCACCUGGGCCAGCAAGGGGCCGAUGAGGAGGUCAUCCCUGUGACUCAGGAAACUGUGGUCCUCCCACUCCCCAUCAGAGACACCCCCGCCUCUCAGGAAAGAGAUGUCCUUCCGGACGGGAGCACCAUCAAGACCGCCAAGUCCACGGAAACCCGAAAGAGUGGGCCUGUGCUUGAAGAAACGGAAACCAGCAAGAUACGCGGCCCAGACGGGCGCCUGUCCCUGGCGAGUGAUGAAGAGGAGGGAGCAGUGGUUUUCGACAGUGCUGGCAAGGGGGCUGCUGACCCCUUUGACUCGUCAUCUGGCUCCGUGCAGCUCAUUGCAAUAAAGCCCACCGCUCUCCCUGUGGUGCAGCCAGCCUCGGACAGGAGUCAGGAGUCAGAAGUGCUCAAUGGUGAGGUGAACAAAGCCCUGAAGCAGAAGUCGGACAUCGAGCACUACCGGAACAAGCUGCGCCUCAAAGCUAAGCGGAAGGGGUAUUAUGACUUCCCGCCCGUGGAGACCAGCAAGGGUCUGACCGAAAGGAAGAAGAUGUAUGAAAAAGCCCCAAAGGAAAUCGACCACAUUUUGGAUCCAGAUGCAGAACUCUGCGCCCCGUUCACUGAGGCUAAAAACAGGCAACAGACGAAGAGCUCCGUCUACCGAAGCCGGCAGUCUCUGAACAGCCCGAGCCCAGGGGAGACCGAGAUGGACCUGCUGGUGACACGGGAGCGAGCCCAGCGUGGGAUCCGCAACAGUGGCUAUGAUACGGAGCCAGAAAUCAUAGAGGAAACCAAUAUUGACAGAAUUAACGAGCCCCGGGGCUACGGCCGGGCCCGGCAAGUGAAAGGCCACUCGGAGACCUCCACGCUGAGCUCCCAGCCCUCCAUCGACGAGGUCAGGCAGCAGAUGCACAUGCUGCUGGAGGAGGCCUUCAGCCUGGCAUCCGCCGGCCACGGGGGCCAGAGCCGGCACCAAGAGACCUACGGCUCUGCACAGCACCUGCCCUACUCCGAGGUGGUGACCAGCGCUCCCGGCACCAUGACGCGGCCCAGGACAGGGGUGCAGUGGGUGCCAACCUACCGCCCAGAAAUGUACCAGUACAGCCUCCCCCGACCUGCCUACAGAUUCUCCCAGCUUCCCGAAAUGGUCAUGGGCUCUCCCCCUCCGCCCGUCCCUCCCCGGACCGGUCCUGUGGCUGUCACUUCUCUCAGGCGAUCCACCUCGGAUAUCGGCAGCAAGACCAGAAUGGCCGAGAUGGCCGGGCCGGAGCAGGCCCCCCUGCACGACAGCGCCUCCUUCACCCACGUGUCCCGAGGCCCUGUGUCCGUGGCGCAGUUGGAUCAGUCGGCUUUAAAUUACUCAGGUAAUACGGUGCCGGCAGUGUUUGCCAUCCCGGCUGCCAACAGACCCGGCGUCACUGGCUACUUCAUCCCAACGCCACCCUCGUCCUACAGGAGCCAGGCCUGGAUGUCCUACGCGGGGGAGAACGAGCUCCCGGGCCAGUGGGCCGACUCGGUUCCCCUCCCAGGAUACAUUGAAGCUUACCCCCGGUCCCGCUAUCAGCAGAACUCACCCUCAAGGCUGCCUCGCCAGUACAGCCAUCCAUCCAACCUGCACCCCAGCCUGGAGCAGGCCCCAGUGCCCUCAACAGCAGCGUCGCAGCAGAGCCUAGCCGAGAACGACCCGUCCGACACGCCAUUGACCAACAUCUCUACCGCGGCCCUCGUCAAGGCCAUCCGGGAAGAGGUGGCCAAGCUGGCCAAGAAACAGACAGACAUGUUUGAGUUCCAAGUCUAGCGCCUUGCCCCCGGGGGACUCUGGACCCCGCCCUCCGCGGAAGCAGCCCGGAGAUGUCUCGAGUCCAGCACGGAGGGACUUUUCAAGGAGGCAUGGACAAUGGGUCUCUUUCAUCCGCUGUCUCUGAGAAGGUGAACAGUGGGACUUCUGGGAAACAAAACUCUUGGAGGGUUGGAUUCUUGGCUCUGUCAGCUGAUCGUGGGUCAGAGGUCCACG
This is a messenger RNA of Echinops telfairi (small Madagascar hedgehog), 6378 nucleotides long. RefSeq names its product KIAA1549 like. The transcript has 21 exons. Lineage: Eukaryota; Metazoa; Chordata; Mammalia; Afrosoricida; Tenrecidae. The annotation marks the transcript as partial. The record is from RefSeq and is a predicted model, not a curated record.